Aspergillus calidoustus is the source of this 1710-nucleotide messenger RNA. Lineage: Eukaryota; Fungi; Ascomycota; Eurotiomycetes; Eurotiales; Aspergillaceae. The record is from the annotation of a GenBank genome assembly.
AUGGCAGCCUCCAAAAGAGCUACUAAAAAGAAGAAGGCAAGUAAGAGAGCCGGAGCAGAACAGACCAAGAGGAGGACGAGGGCAGAGAGGAGGCAGGAAGAGUCAGACCUAGAUGAAGAGGUGGCCGAUUCCAUGCCUCUUGAUCUGGAGUCCACAGAUGAGCCUUCAAGUGAACUCAAAAGAAAGGGGGAAGGCCACAGAGCUACUAAAGAAAAUGAUAAGACGACAAAUGAGAGCCAGGAAGUCUCAGACUCGGACGAGGAGAUGCCCGACCUCAUGGCAUUGGAUUCGGAUUUCGCGAAUUUAUCCGAAGAUGAGCCUCCAAGCAAACGCGAGAAACGUUAUAGGCGGCCUAAGCUCAGUGCCUGGAUACAACCACUCAUACAGGACUUUGUUCAAUCGCGCGGAGAUGAUAUUAAGAAGGAGCUACAAAGCGAAACUCCCGAUUUUACCAAGAUCGAAUCAUUCCUGAACGUGCUUAACUCCAAUAUCGUGAAAGCCAACAAAAAGCACCAUGCUCCGGUAGAAGACAACAACAUCCGUGCUAAAGCAUAUCGGAGGGAAUAUGAAGCCUGGUUGGCUCAAAUUGCUACAGAUAACAUUAAGGGUAAACCAGACGAAGAGUGGAAAGCAUAUUACAGACUUCACAAAAUGUUUCGCCUUCUCAAUGACGAAAACAACCUUCCUAAAGACUGGAAUAUCCCUUCCGCCACUGCUGAAAGAAUGUUCGGAGAAAAGCCAUCGGGGGUGGAGGAACUACCCAACGAUGCCGAUUCUGCGGCCUCAUACUCUGAUGAAUCUGAGUCGGAAGAGUCCGACCUUGAGUUAGAUGGUAUUGAUGGUCUGGAAGCAAGAAUGCGUAAGGAGUACAGCUCACUAUCUCGCGGAAAAGUUCUGUACUGGUGGCGGGUUGGAACGGGAACACAAAUAUUCGUCCAGUACGGUCGAAAAGCGCGUCCAAUAUACCGUGUGCGGGCAGGAUCUUCAAUUCCGUACGACACACGCACAACAGAGCAGGUACUCAGUAUCACUCGUGGUAAUGCAAAAGUCCAAAUCCCGAGCAUUGGAAGCACUGAGGAGAUCUGGAAAUACUCGCGUGAUGACGUGGAAGACAUUAUUGGAGUUGGCUGGAAAGUUGAGGAUGAUGAUGAUGCAAGUACAAAUGCCCUGGCGCUGAUCAGACCAGCAAAGGAUAUCACCUAUCCUCACACGCGAGUAUUGGUGAAAUGGAAACGUGGAGGCAUCUCCCUUGAACGCAGGGGUUUCAUUCGUCGAAUUGCCAAUGGGAGCAGCCUCAGUGGAGACCGAAUGAUCUAUUUGAAAGCUAAAGAACUCGAAAAUGCCUACUGGGGGUACGACGUCGAGAAUGCAGAGACUGAGGAUGAAUUGAGCGGUAGCGAUAGCUCGUCCUCGGAGCAAUCGUCCGGCCGGCGUACUCGCCCAUGGAAGCGUUCCACAAAAAAGCAUAGUUUGAAAUCGGAUUACAGCGUGGAAAGCGACGCUGAUUCUGAAACCAGUUCUGAUGAUGAGCCAGCACCACGUCGUUCUAGAAGGCUUGCCCGUGCGAAGAAAACCAAGUCAACCAACACAGGCAGGGGUAUCAAAGCUGAGAUCGACCGCCUGCUAAAGGACGUUAAACGCCUUCAGAUCAAACAGGCUGGUGCGCGAAAGGAGAAAGCAUCCGUGCGCAAGAACCACCGUGACAAGUAG